Molecule: messenger RNA, 1700 nt
Organism: Monosiga brevicollis MX1
Lineage: Eukaryota; Choanoflagellata; Craspedida; Salpingoecidae
Exons: 13
Coding region: 1-1596 (531 amino acids)
Biological process (GO): cysteinyl-tRNA aminoacylation
Cellular component (GO): cytoplasm
Molecular function (GO): ATP binding; cysteine-tRNA ligase activity
Source: RefSeq, a predicted model, not a curated record
AUGACUGACUACUUUGGCUACGACGUCAAGUUUGUCAUGAACAUCACCGACAUUGAUGAUAAGAUUAUUGUGCGCGCGCGACAGCAGUAUCUCUACGACCAAUAUGUGGCUAGCCAUGCCAACGAGUCGGUCGAGGCCGACGUCCGCGCUGCUCUGGCCGUUUAUGUGGCCAAGCAGGAAAAGUCAGAGGAACCUGCGCUCAAGGCCAUGAUGCAGAAGACCAUUGACGCUGUCGAAGCCCUGCUGGCGGCCGGCUCCGCCACUGAAAAUGCGGACUUGCUAGCAGCUGCCCGUGAUCCUCUGAGCUUGUUUUUGGACAAGCAGCACGGCUCCACUGUGGAGGAUCACGCCAUCUUUGCGCGCCUGACCCAGCAUUGGGAGGCGGAGUACUUUGCUGAUAUGGCAGCUCUCAACGUUCGUCCACCCACCGUGCUGACGCGUGUGACCGAGUACGUCGAAGAGAUUGUCACAUUUAUCGAGCAAAUCAUUAGCAACGGCUAUGCCUAUGCCUCCAAUGGCUCGGUCUACUUUGAUUCUCCGCGCUACGCCGCCAGCGAUGCCCAUGACUACCCCAAAUUGGUGCCCGAGGCCUCCCAAGACGUGGCCAGCCUGGCUGAUGCCGAGGGUUCUCUGAGUAGCAGCGACAACGAGAAGCGCAGCCCCUAUGACUUUGCUCUGUGGAAGGCCAGCAAGCCUGGCGAGCCAGCCUGGGAUUCACCGUGGGGCAAGGGUCGGCCGGGUUGGCACAUUGAAUGCAGUGCCAUGUGCCACGCGGCAUUUGGUGACAAGAUUGACAUUCAUUCCGGUGGCAUCGACCUCUGCUUCCCGCAUCACGACAACGAGAUUGCCCAGUCUGAGGCGUUUUACGACCAAGGCCAAUGGUGCAAUUAUUUUUGCCACAGUGGCCACUUGACCAUCGAGGGCUUGAAAAUGUCCAAGUCACUCAAAAACUUUAUCACCAUCAAGGACGCCUUGAAAAAGCACAACGCGACUCAAAUUCGCCUCACGUUUUUGACUCAUGGUUGGAACUCUACCCUCGAUUACAGUGAGGCUGGCAUGGUCGAGGCCACCGUGCUCGAAAAGCAGUUCAAGGAAUUCUUCUACACGGUCAAUGCCUUGGUGCGCCGCGAUGAGGGCCAGCCUUUCCGUGACAUGACGGAGAAUGACAAGGGCCUGUUGCAAACGUUUGGCGUUCAUCGUCAGCGGUUGCAUGAAGCCCUCUGUGAUAACUUUGAUACGGCGACCGCCAUUGCUGCUAUGCGCUCACUUAUGACCGAGGCCAACAAGUAUGUCAGCACUGAAGAGGCGGAGAAGCGCCAACCACAUACCCAGCUCUUGCGCCAGGUUGGCCUCUAUUUGACGAAGAUUCUGAAGGUCUUCGGCGUCAUCGGGGCCAACGGUGCGGAGGAAAUUGGUUUUCCAACGCAAACAGCCCUCGAUGACUCGCAAGCCCAGGCGCAAAAGGCUCAGUUGAAGGAGAUUGUGGACAAUUUUGGUGAACAAGUCAAGGCCAUGGCCGCCCAGAGUGAGAACGAGGAGCUUCAGAAGAAGUAUGCCGAGAUUCUCGAGCAAGCCAACGCUAUUGCCUGGGGUUGAGAUAAGCUUUUUGCAGUUCCGCGGAAAGCUCUGCUGGGGCUAGUUCAAGUUUGAUAUCAAUUCACACAAUGUACGGCGAUCGCUCAUAAUUGAGCUGAAAAAUG